Chiloscyllium plagiosum (whitespotted bambooshark) is the source of this 2513-nucleotide messenger RNA. Its product is annotated as polyunsaturated fatty acid 5-lipoxygenase-like. The record is from RefSeq and is a predicted model, not a curated record. Gene Ontology annotation, biological process: lipid oxidation. Lineage: Eukaryota; Metazoa; Chordata; Chondrichthyes; Orectolobiformes; Hemiscylliidae. Gene Ontology annotation, molecular function: iron ion binding; oxidoreductase activity, acting on single donors with incorporation of molecular oxygen, incorporation of two atoms of oxygen; protein binding.
AUUUGUUCAGUGUUUAAUAGCCUUGCUAAAGGAAACCUAGCUCUGUGACAUUAUCCAGCGCUGACGACCCGUGAACUAGCCCUGCCCUCUGGCUGAUUCACUCCAAAGCUGCGUCUCCCACAACCAGCAAUACUCUUUCUUUCCUGUUCCCCUCCAAACCUUUGUGAAAAGAUGAUCACCUACAGGGUCACAGUGGCUACAGGCACAACUUAUUACUCAGGAACAAACAAUUACAUCUAUGUCACUCUGAUAGGAGAGAAAGGGAAAAGCCAGAGGACCAGCCUGGACAAGUGGCUUCAGAAUAAUCUGGAGCGUGGAAGUGUGGAUGAAUACGAGGUGAAAAGUGAGCGGGAUCUGGGCUCCAUCUGGUGGGUGCAGUUGGAGAAAGUGAAGUUCCUGGUGGAAGAUGACUGGUUUUGCCGUUAUUUGACGGUAUGCACCCCCUCAGGAGAUAUCCUACAGUUCCCCUGCUACCGGUGGAUGAGCGAAGAGGACAUCAUCCACGUCCGGGAAGGAAAAGCAAAGAGACCCUGUGACGAUGACAAGGUGCCUGACCUUAAGUCCCAUCGUCAAAAGGAACUGCAGAACAGACAGACGCUGUACAGGUGGAAGUUGUGGAAACCAGGGGUAACCAAAUGCAUUGAGGCUGAUACAGAGACAGACCUUCACCCAGAUGUCAAAUUUGAUGACGAUAGACGUUCUGACUUCAAACACUCAUUCCAUGUGGCUAUAGGGGAACUUUUCUUGAAGAAGUUUGUGAACAUGUUUGGAGACUCCUGGGACAGUCUGGAAAGCUUUCAAAGGAUCUUCUGGCGAGUUAAGAGUGCAACAGGAAACUUUGUGGUGAAACACUGGAAGGAGGACUGGUUUUUCGGAUACCAGUUUAAGAACGGAAGCAACCCCUGUAUGAUCGAGAAGUGCAGGGAGAUCCCAGAGAAAUUUCCGGUGACAAACGAAAUGGUCUGCCAAUCCCUCAGAGGCUCCACACUGGAGGAGGAAAUCAAGAAAGGAAACAUUUACAUUGUGGAUUACAAGGUCUUGGAUGGAGUUCCUGCCAAUGUAAUAAAGGGAGUCCCACAGUACAUCGCAGCCCCAAUUUGUCUCCUGUACCAGGAUCCCGAGAACAGGCUGAUGCCAAUUGCUAUCCAGCUCCACCAAGUCCCAGGAUGCGAUAACCCAAUUUUCCUGCCCACGGAUCCCGAGAAUGUCUGGCUCCUGGCGAAGAUUUGGGUGCGGAGUUCCGAAUUCCAGGUGCACCAGAUAGUCUACCACCUGUGCGGGACCCACUUGCUGGGGGAGACGUUUUGCAUUGCCACCCUGAGACAGCUGCCUGCCGUGCACCCCAUUUUCAAGCUCCUCACCCCACACACGAGGUACACACUGGAGAUAAACACCCGGGCCAGAAGUGACCUCCUGGGCGAGGACGGUGUUAUUGCCAGGGUGGUUGCCUCAGGAGGCAUUGGUCAGGAUGUCAUUGCACAAAAAGGGAUGCAAUUGUUCACCUAUCAGGCCAUGUGCCUGCCAGACAACCUGAAGGAACGAGGGACUGAAGGGUUAAAGGAAUACUAUUAUCAAGAGGAUGGUCUCCAACUCUGGUUUGCAAUUAAUAAGUACGUCAAAGGCAUUACAGAGCUCUACUACAAAACUGACCAGGAUGUUCUUCAGGACACCGAACUACAGGCUUGGAUUAAAGAUCUGGCACAGGACGGAUUUCAGGAGCUUCCAGGAAUUGGAAUCCUGUCGGCCCUUCGCACCCGAGAAGAGAUGUGCAAGUUCCUCACCAUGGUGAUCUUCACCUGCUCUGCUCAACAUGCUGCAGUAAAUAAUGGGCAGUAUGAUUGGUCGUGUUGGGUACCAAACAGCCCCUGUACAAUGAGACAACCUCCCCCAGUCAGAAAGGACAACAUUUUGAUUGAGAACCUCAUGGAAACUUUGCCAGACAUGAGUCAGUCCGCUGUGCAGAUGGCAUUCACCUGGCACCUGGGCAGACCACUUCCCAACAAGAUAUUACUAGGCUCUUUUGAUGAGGAAUACUUUACAGAGGAAACGGCCAAGCAAAUCAUCGCAGAGUUUCAGAAAGAUCUGGCGCAGAUUGAGGAGCGAAUUCUGGAGCGUAACAAAGGAUUGCUUCUGUCAUACGAGUACCUGCAACCGUCCAACAUCGAGAACAGCAUCAGCAUCUGAGUCUUCACUUACAGCUCCUUUGCAAUUCGACCAGGACUGAUCAGAAUCGAGCCACCAUCAAAUAGAAUAUUAUACACCCUCGGGAGAAGGCUGGAUGGAGGAAUUUCACUUCCCAGCACAACCCCUCCUGCUCUGUGGGGAACUAUCCUCCAGGAUUGGUGUGGAAUCUCCAGACAUUGACAAUUAAUUUCCAGGACACUGCCCUAUGCGACCCUGGGGUGAUAUUGGUAUUAAAGAAAGCUCUUGUGUUUGUCAUUUUCUUUUAAUACUUUACUAUGCAUAAAAUGUUUCAAAACUUGGAAUAAAAUGAUACUUGACUGACAAUCAAA